Molecule: messenger RNA, 1154 nt
Organism: Exaiptasia diaphana
Lineage: Eukaryota; Metazoa; Cnidaria; Anthozoa; Actiniaria; Aiptasiidae
Product: protein RCC2
Exons: 7
Coding region: 102-1154 (350 amino acids)
Source: RefSeq, a predicted model, not a curated record
AGCAGCUGCAGAAAUAGCCCCAUUUGCAUGUAUGAAUGAAGGUCUGAAAUUCUAGCGACGAUAAAAAGGAUUGAAAGGUCAUUUUCCCAAAAGCAAGAUAAAUGCCCCCAAAAAWUAAAACAGCAGAAGAAAGCGAAUUUGAACCAGAAUGCAAGCGAAGCCGGCCCGACCUCGAAAACGAAGGUGAUUUGAAAAUCGCCGAUGAGAUCUCACCAAAAAAGGCAGACAAUGGCUCGACCGAGGAGAAUUCUGUUUCAGAACAGAACUCUAAAGCUGAAUCAGGAAAUAAGAAGACAAAAGAAGAAAAGUGUGGUGCUUUAUUGCUGUGUGGAGGGACUAACUGGGACUUAGCUGGGAGAAAAGAGUUGCCCAAAUCAGCMAAAAAUCUUGGUGGACCCAAUUUAUGGGAACCUCAUGUCAUUUCAACAUUAUCUGGCAUWAGRAUACGRCAUGUUGCAUCUGGUCCUUCYGCUUGUCAUAGUGUGAUUAUUACCGAGAGUGGAACUGCUAUGAGUUUUGGCCGUAAUGACAAAGGUCAACUAGGGCAUGGUACCACUGACCGCUGUGAUAAACCAAAAAUUAUUGAGAGAUUGAAGUAUUACAAUAUAACCCAGGCCAGUUGUGGAAAAGGUCACACUCUAGUUCUUACUGAUGAUGGAAGAGUGUUUGGCUUUGGUGAGAAUAGACUUGCACAACUUGGACAAGGUCACCAAAAAGCUGUUUUACCCCACCCUAUGCAGGUUAUGCAUCCUAACAAUAAAACAGUCAUCAAAGUGGCCUGCGGUGCUGAAUUUAGCAUGUUCGUUGAUGAAGAAAACAAUCUCUUCUCAUUUGGAAGUCCUGAACAUGGCCAACUAGGUCACAACACAGAUGGGCAGUACAUUGUAGCAUCAAAUAAACUUGGUUAUCAGUGUGAACUUCUACCAAGAAAGCUCAACGUUUUUGUUGAGCGGAAUAGAGAGGGUUUUGUCAACGUUGUUGAAAAUGUUAAAGUGGUUGACUUGGCCUGUGGAAACCAUCACUCGAUGAUUCGAGAUAGCCAAGGGCGUGUCUUUACAUGGGGGUUUGGUGGUUAUGGCCGACUGGGGCACCAACAACCCAAAGAUGAGCAUGUACCUCGUCUGCUUGCAUUCUUCAAUAACAGAGGUAGCUAG